Messenger RNA from Akanthomyces muscarius, 1593 nucleotides. RefSeq lists its product as uncharacterized. Gene Ontology annotation, biological process: lipid metabolic process. Gene Ontology annotation, molecular function: phosphoric diester hydrolase activity. The transcript has 6 exons. Lineage: Eukaryota; Fungi; Ascomycota; Sordariomycetes; Hypocreales; Cordycipitaceae. The record is from RefSeq and is a predicted model, not a curated record. The coding region runs from base 1 to 1593 and encodes 530 amino acids.
AUGUGCACUAGUUACAGGCUGGUGUGUGAGAUUGGCGUCUCUACGACCCUGCGCACCUUUCUCCUCCCUAGUUGCAGGCCAAGUGCUUACGACCUGCAGAGGCCACGGGCCUUUUGCUCGCUCAUUCUUUUGUUCCUGCAUCAUCAUCAUCAUCAUCAUCAUCAUCUUGUGCGCAUUUAUCAAGUGAGGCCAGAGUCGAGAAGUUCUUGGUCAUCACCACCCAAGCUUUCAGCGAUGCAGCUUACAAGUCUUACCCUGGCCACGGCCGCAGCCUUGCUUCCACUCGCCAGCGCCGCGCCGGCAGAAGCCAAAACUACCGAUGGCAUUUCCAGCUGCGGCUCAGCUUGGAUGCCGAGGGACGACGUCACAAUUGGCCAAGGCACCGAUAAACGACGGGGCUUUUCCUCUGCCGUGCAGGGCUUUUGCUCUGCUGCCAAUGGGAAGACGGUCAAGCCCAACGGUUACCUUUCACUGUCCACAGAGGUCUUUCUCAAUGGCGGUAAAACCCCUUCAGAGUAUGGCCUCCAGGGCUUUGUAAACUUCGAGGUUCACAACAAGAUCACUUCCGACCACACUAUCUCCAAGAACGACUGUGUCAAGUUUCUCAAUGCCCUCAGCGCAGACGGCGGCAAAUGCUCUGGCGCCGACAACAAGGACACCAAGGGCGGUACUUGGCAAGUCGGCCCCAAUGGCAUUUCUUACCACGCCCUUGGCUACGAGACACCUCCCAAGGAAGAUGCUGUAAAUAAGAUUUUUGAGGGUUCAGCAAUUUCUGCCCAAAGCGCCAACAAAGGUGCCGGGCCUCCCCUAAACCCAUGGCCCUUUGAUUCACUCAGCAACAUCAAACCUGUUGCUUGCCACAGCCACAACGAUUACGACCGCGAUGUUCCCGUAUUUUCCGCCUUCAGCGCCGGUUGCAUUGCCAUUGAGGCUGAUGUCUUCCUGUCCGGCGGAGAUGUCAUCAUUGGCCACGUUUUCCCGACCCCGGGCCGAACUCUGCGUGUUCAGUACACCGAGCCCCUCCGUGCCAUUCUCGACCACAACAACGGCGGCUCCCCCGGUGAAAACGGCAUCUACAAGGCCCGUCCCGACCAGAAGAUUGUUCUCAUGAUUGACUUCAAGACAUCUGACACCAAGACGCUGGAUGCCGUCGUUGCUGCUCUGCAGCCUCUCCGCGAUGGCAACUACCUGAGCCGCGUCGUCGACGGCAAAUUUUCUCAGCGUGCCGUUACAGUCGUUGCUAGUGGCAAUGCGCCGUUUGAUCGCAUCAGCUCGGGUGAUGGCGUACCGAACCGAGAUGUGUUUUAUGAUGCCAAGGUCGACAACCUCGAGUCCAAGUACACCAAGCUCAACUCGUACUAUGCCUCGGCCGACUUUAAGAAUGCGAUUGGCAACCCGAGCAGCGCGGGUGCAUUUUCCGAUGCGCAGAAAGCCAAGGUCAAGUCUCAGGUGGACGCUGCGCACGCUGCCGGACUUAAGGUCCGCUACUGGAACCUGCCUGGCGAAUACAUGUGGGAGUCCCUGGCGGCUCUCGGCGUUGACUAUCUCAAUGCUGACGACAUGUCCAACACGGCAAGACUUAAGCGCAUCUAG